UAUUUUUGACAAUAUAUUAUUUAGCAAUUUUAAAUUAUUUAGUAAUUAUGAUUAGACGAAUAUAAUAUAAAUUAUCUUACGACGGUGUAUUAAGUUUAAAAUAGAUUUAGCAAGUUAAAACAGUUUGGUUAAAUUUAUAACAAUUUUCAAUAUAAAUUUAACAGGGUUGAAUACGCUCAUUAUUAUAUUCUAUUAGUUUUAAUUGGAAAGAAUCUAUAAAAUGUUUGCGGAUGCAGAAAAUACAAACAGUUCUUCAAGUACAGAACAAAAAGAAUGGGGAUACGAUUUAUACCCUGAACGUAGAGGCCAAAAAUAUUCACCUAGUUUGAAAAAAAUUAUACUCGGAAUCGAAGGAAGAGAAAGUACAGAUAAAUUAAAAUGUGAAAAAAAUGUUUUUGCUUGUAUUAAGAAAAGUCCUAUCGUAAAAUUAAUGAUGGGUGCAUUGAAAAGUUCCGGCUGUGAGAUGGAUAUCCGAAGACAUAUAUCGUGUGAAGUUUGUGAUAUUUCUGUAAGUGGGGGUUAUGAUCCGGAAUUGAAUCAGAUAGUUAUUUGUCAGAAUGUGGCUAGAUCACAAGGAAUGGUCCAAGGUGUCCUAACACAUGAAAUGAUACAUAUGUUUGAUUUUUGUCGAAAUGAACUUGACUUUAAGAACAUUGAUCAUUUAGCCUGUACAGAAAUCAGGGCUGCUAACUUAACUCACUGCUCGUUCUUGAGUGCAUGGGGCCAAGGAGAUGCCUCAAUAUUUAAUGUAAAAGAAGCUCAUCAGAACUGUGUGAAAACAAAAGCUCUGAACUCAGUAUUAGCCGUACGAAAUGUAACUCGAGAUCAAGCAAUAGAUGCUGUAGAACGAGUAUUUCCAAAAUGCUAUGCAGAUUUAGAACCAAUAGGCAGGAGAGUGCGUCGAAAUUCUAGAGAUAUGGAUAAAGCGUAUAUGGAAGGACCUAUGUAUGGCUAUGAUGUAUAAGAUUGGAAGUACAUGUAGUAUUGAAAAUAAAUAUUUAAUAAAACAUCAAAAAUAUAUUUACAAUUAGUGAACUUUUAAUACAGGCAAGUCUACUGACAAACUAAUGUAAUCUUGGUUAACCACUUAUUUUCAG
This is a messenger RNA of Ctenocephalides felis (cat flea), 1097 nucleotides long. Its product is annotated as mitochondrial inner membrane protease ATP23 homolog. Gene Ontology annotation, cellular component: extrinsic component of mitochondrial inner membrane. The transcript has 6 exons. Gene Ontology annotation, biological process: mitochondrial protein processing; mitochondrial proton-transporting ATP synthase complex assembly. Gene Ontology annotation, molecular function: metalloendopeptidase activity. The record is from RefSeq and is a predicted model, not a curated record. NCBI's taxonomy places the organism in Eukaryota, Metazoa, Arthropoda, Insecta, Siphonaptera, Pulicidae. The coding region runs from base 221 to 964 and encodes 247 amino acids.